Messenger RNA from Melozone crissalis (California towhee), 1487 nucleotides. It is a transcript of the gene PRIMA1, whose product is annotated as proline rich membrane anchor 1. The coding region runs from base 1 to 474 and encodes 157 amino acids. The transcript is spliced from 4 exons. The record is from RefSeq and is a predicted model, not a curated record. NCBI's taxonomy places the organism in Eukaryota, Metazoa, Chordata, Aves, Passeriformes, Passerellidae.
AUGCUGCUCCGGCAGCUGCUGGGGCUGCUCCGCUGCUGCUGGCCCUCCCUGCUGCUGCACUGUGCCCUCCACCCGCUCUGGGGGUCCCUCCAGAUCACUCAGGGUGAACCCCAGAAGUCAUGCUCCAAGCCUGUAGCAGAGAAAUUUACAGAGAGCUGCCCGGAAAUUUGCCAGUGCAGGCCACCUCCUCUGUUACCACCGCCUCCUCCACCUCCGCUGCCCCCGAGGUUGCUGGCGGUGCCAACUCCCAAGUCUACCUUUUGUCCCACUGAAGAGACCUGGUGGCCAGGCCUGAUUAUUAUCAUUGCAGUAUGCUGUGCCACACUAGUGUUCCUCUUUGUAGUUGUCAUCAUUUGCUACAAAGCCAUAAAAAGGAAACCAAUGAGAAAAGAAGAGAACGGAACCAGUCGGUCGGAAUAUGCAAUGACCUCCUCCCAGAACAACAAAACAGUUGAUAACAAUGCGGUCGUAUAAUCCCCGGGAGCCCGCCAAGCGCAGGAGGUGGCAAACUUUCAAAGCACACACACAGAGUAUGCAAGGUGGGUGAAAUGAGGCAACCAAGGGAGCUCUGUGGCCAAGGACUUCAUUUCAGAAACAGCGCACUCAUCAGUGAUCCAGAAGAGAAAACCAGGCUGCUCUCCAGGCUUGCUGCUGCUCCAGGGGAGGAUCAGCUCACCCACCUGGGCUGCCCAGAGGAAAGGCCUCACAAAGGCAUAAGCACUGCAUGCUGCAUCCCAUGAAAGCCAUGUUGCCAUGCCUCCCACUCCUUCUUCUUCCUCUCUUCCCCUACUUUUGUGUUUGAACUGAGUGUCACAAAAAGCUUCUGGAGCAGGAUCUUUUGAGGAGAGGGUGAUCUGCCAGAGUGGCAGUAGUUUAUCACAGAUGGGUCAGAGGGAAGUAUCUCCCUUUAAAUGGGAGGUGUCUCCCUCUACAUGGAGAGAGGUGUCACCUCUGUGCUUCUCCAGCCUGUGCAGCUUCAUACGCUGAUGCUUCAUUCCUUUCAUUCUUACUAUUUUGUUAUUACAAAGGGAACAAAGGUUUCUGUUAAACAAUCAAGCAAAAUUGCCCUGAACUUGUGACUCAUCCCAAGAAAUUUAUCUGUGGUCUGGUGACUAUGCAGCUUUCAUGGCUGAAGUUUUCAGGCAGAAGAAAUUAAAAUGUAAGAUUUUAGCAAUUAGCAUUGCUAUUGAAAGAGAAGUGCUUUAAACAUUAUGACUUCAUAAUUAGCCUCCUUUUUUGCGCCACACUUUUAUUUUAUCUUUAAAAAUGUUCCUUUGUGAAACUCCUUGUUUCUGUGUGUUCACGCUGAUUCCCCAGGGAAACUCCUACAGGAAAGAUACUGUUUACAUCUCGGUGUGAGUGUUGGGGCAGGAUUGUGCUGAAAGGACUAGAAGCCCUUUGAAAUUCUCUUCUUUCGCUGGUUAGUGUUGUUCCCUCAAAGUGUUGAGUCUCCUGAACUGAUGCACUGAGGACGUUGCAGGUCUGGC